Teleopsis dalmanni is the source of this 1652-nucleotide messenger RNA. It is a transcript of the gene Agxt, whose product is annotated as serine--pyruvate aminotransferase, mitochondrial. The transcript is spliced from 3 exons. Gene Ontology annotation, molecular function: L-alanine:glyoxylate transaminase activity; L-serine:pyruvate transaminase activity. Gene Ontology annotation, cellular component: peroxisome. NCBI's taxonomy places the organism in Eukaryota, Metazoa, Arthropoda, Insecta, Diptera, Diopsidae. The record is from RefSeq and is a predicted model, not a curated record. Bases 340 to 1521 code for a protein of 393 amino acids.
UUGCCUAAACUAUGGUGAGAAGCGAACAUACUGGAUUUUGUGUGCGGCUUUAAAUUUUGUGGUUUUAACAUUUAUUUUAAAUUUCCAUAUGAAGUACUUCUAAGCAAAAUAAAGUUCUCUGUGAUAAGACAACCGAAAGAAAAUAAACAGAAACGUUUAACUCACAUAAAUACAGCUGUUUAAUCAACUAACGUAUCCAUAACGUUUCUGCAUUUCAACCUAAAAGGAACUAUAGUGCAUAAUAGAGAAUUCUAAACGAAAUACUUUAAUUAAAAAAUUAAUUUUUUAUUGAAAAAGUCAGUGUUACUGAAGUGUACAAAUAUAGUAGUAGUUUUCAACAUGGAAGUGCCGCCACCAAAAUCAUUACAACAGCCACUAUAUGUGCCUAAUAAAACUUUGAUGGGACCGGGACCUUCAAAUUAUUCACAACGAGUUUUGGAUGCGUUAAGUAAUCCAGUACUAGGACAUUUACAUCCAGAAUGCUUACAGAUAAUGGAUGAAAUCAAGGCAGGUUUAAAAUACGCUUUUCAGACAACAAACGAAGCAACGAUGUGUGUUAGCGGCUCUGGUCAUGCUGGCAUGGAAAUGGCGCUGUGUAAUCUCAUUGAAGACGGUGAUGUCGUACUUUUGGGUCCAACAGGCGUCUGGGGUCAUCGGGCGGCAGAGAUGGCACGCAGAUAUGGUGCAGAUAUACGCUAUGUAGAAGCGCGUUUUGGUCGUUCACUAAAAAUGGAUGAUCUUGAAUUUGCAUUUGAAGGUCACAACCCACAAAUAUUCUUCAUUGCUCAAGGUGACUCUUCAACGGGCAUACUUCAGACGCACAUUAAAGAAAUUGGGGAAUUGUGUCGUAAAUUCGAUUGUUUGUUAAUAGUUGAUACUGUUGCUUCACUAGGCGGCACUGAGUUUCUAAUGGACGCCUGGAAAGUUGAUGUGGCAUAUACGGGUUCGCAGAAAGUACUUGGUGCGCCACCUGGCAUAACUCCGAUAUCGUUCAAUCAGCGUGCAAUACAACACGUAUUAAAACGCAAGUCGAAGGUUAAAGUGUAUUAUUUUGAUGUCAUGUUGAUUGGUCAAUAUUGGAAUUGUUUUAACAAACCAAGAAUAUAUCAUCAUACAGUAUCAUCCACAUUAUUAUAUGGGCUUAGAGAAGCAUUAGCACAACUCUGUGCUAUUGGUCUUGAAAAUGUUAUACACAGGCAUCAAGAGUGUGCUUGGAGGUUGCAAGAUGGUAUCGAAGAGAUUGGUUUAGAAAUGUUUGUGUCGGAUGAGAACGAUAGGUUGCCUACGGUUAAUACAAUUAAAGUACCACCUGGUGUUGACUGGCGUAAGGUUGCAGAAUAUGCAAUGCGGAAGUACAAUCUUGAGAUAAGCGGAGGGCUAGGACCCACAGUAGAACAAGUUUUUCGCAUUGGCUUAAUGGGUGAGAAUGCCACGAUUGAGAAGGUAGACUUAGUAUUGAAUAUACUGAAGGAAGCAAUACAAAGCACACAACUCAAUAAGAAUGAUAAAUCAAAAAUUUAGUUAAAAUACACGAAAUAGUUAUAGUUUUUGCAAAAAUAAGCAAAAUGUAAACCGUUAUAUAAAAUUUAUAUGUACUGAAACCCUCCAGUUAUGCAAUUUAUAAUAAAUAAUAAAAUACGGGGAUGAGUUUU